CAUUAUAUAUUGGUGGCCGCCGGAACAUAAUAUCCUCGACGCAUCGUUCAAUCCAAUCCAAUCCUCCUUUACGUCUUGCAAACAAUGGCUACCCCACCAGAAGCAACCACAACAAUCAUGUCCUUGCCGGUGGGCACCGUCAUCAAACUCAUAUCCCAGAAAGCCAUGGUCGGAUCCCUCGGAAAUCUCUACGGCAGCAUCGCUGACCUCGGCGACACCUACCUCCAACCCGGCAUCACAAAAGAUGCCUUCUUGAACCCCAAAAUGUCUGCUCCCUCGUCCGACCACGUGCCGCUCCUCAUGCCUGCUCCUCCGGCAGCCGCCAACCCGCUGGACUCCAAGAAGGUUUACCUUUGUGGUCAUUGCCGCAGUUAUGCACGUUACUCCGAUGACCCGACAGCAAAAUGUCCUAGCUGCCACAACAACAUGAACCUUGAGCCUACAUAUGUUGCUCCUCCUGUGAAGGCGCAGGUGUCUUCGGCUGGCGGCGGCGAAGGAGGAGGAGGUGGUGGUGGAUUUGUGAGGGUAUAUGGUGAUGGAUGACUUGAAGGUGAUGCCACAGUCUACCAUUUCUGCCAUCACAACAAUGAAUGACAGCAACAUUAAUGAUUUUGGAUCCCUUGAGGUCAAGGUUGUUUCUUUGGAUGUUGAUGUGGGAAUGAAGUUGUUGAAAGCUG
Messenger RNA from Cuscuta campestris, 677 nucleotides. NCBI's taxonomy places the organism in Eukaryota, Viridiplantae, Streptophyta, Magnoliopsida, Solanales, Convolvulaceae. The record is from the annotation of a GenBank genome assembly.